CAAUCAGAACCUCAUCUGUGACAGUCUGCUGCCAGACAGAGAUUUGCUACUCCAAACACGUCUCGUUAAUCAGGUCACCAGCAUGAGGCCAAACAUCUUCCUAGCUAUGGGAGAAGAUUCAUCCCAGUAUCGCAGGUGGUACUACGAGCUGGUUGUGGAUCACGUCAAACCCUUUGUCACAUCUGAGCCCACACACCUGCGUGUCGGCUGGGCUUACAUGAAAGGCUACCAGCCCAGGCCGACAGGCGGCGAGGGCUGGGGGGGGAAUGGAGUGGGAGAUGACCUCUGCUCGUAUGGCUUUGAUGGACUUCACCUCUGGUCAGGCUGUGUGAGCCGGAAAGUCAGCUCCCCGUUCCCUCACCUACUAAAAGAUGAUGAUGUCGUUAGCUGCUGCCUCGACCUAAGCAUUCCCUGCAUCUCAUUCCGGGUCAAUGGUCUACCUGUGCAGGGCAUGUUUGAGAACUUCAACGCUAAUGGACUUCUUUAUCCUGUGGUCAGCUUCUCUGCUGGAGUAAAAGUUCGUUUUCUGUUUGGGGGAAGGCAUGGAGAGUUUCGCUUCCUGCCACCUCCAGGUUAUGCUUCUUGCUCUGAAGCUCUUCUCCCAAAAGUCAGACUGAAGGUACAGCUGUGUCAGGAAUACAUUUUGGAUCAUGGUGAAGGGAAACAAGAGCUUAUUGGCCCCUUAGUGCCUGUCACUCCAGUUACCUUCACUCCGACAACAAUAGACAUCAGUAAGGUGGUAUUGCCUCCACAACUUGAGGACAUUCGAGAAAAAAUGGCUGAGAAUAUCCAUGAGCUCUGGGUAAUGGACAAGAUUGAUCUCGGAUGGACACAUGGACCAGUGAGGGAUGAAGAUAAGAGACAUGAUCCUUGUCUGGUGGAGUUCUCCAAGUUGCCAGACCAUGAGAGAAACCAGAACCUUCAGAUGGCACAGGACACACUCAGGACCCUGCUGGCACUUGGUUUCCACAUCGGAUUGAUGGAUGGUCAUGCUGAGAAACACAUGAAGUACAUGAGACUUCCUGUCAAGUAUGAGCAGAUGACUGGCUACAGGCCUGCUCCAGUAGACCUGAGCCAGGUGUCUCUGAGCUCAGACCACGAGGAAGCAGUUAAGUUGCUGGCAGAGAAUGAACACAACGUAUGGGCCAGAGAGCGAAUCAAACAGGGAUGGACUUAUGGAGCGCAACAGGAUAUAAAAGCAAAGCAGAGCCCUUACCUUCUGCCCUACAGCCUUCUUGAUGAAAGAACUCGGAGAGUGGGAAGAGAGAGUGUCAGAGAGACUGUCUGUACCCUGCUGGCAUACGGCUACAGCCUGGAGCCCCUAAACCAGGAUCACACUACAUUAUCAAAACCAUGUUUCUUCUCUGCUGAGAAAUGCAGAGUGUUCAGACCAGAUAAAUCAUAUGCUGUGACCCAGGGGAAGUGGUAUUUUGAAUAUGAAAUACUGACAGCAGGGAAUAUGAGAGUGGGCUGGGCCCGACCAGGCUGUACCCCAGAUAAAGAGCUUGGCUCAGAUGACCAAGCAUAUGUCUUUGAUGGAUUUGAGGCUCAGUGGUACCAUCAGGGCGGCGAGCCCCUGGGACGUCCAUGGCUGAGAGGUGAGGUGGUGGGUUGCUUGGUGGACAUGGAUGAAUGCACCAUGAUGGUUACGCUCAAUGGAGAGCUGCUGUUUAAUGACAGAGGAUCGGAGCUGACUGCCAAGGACUUUGAUAUUAGAGAUGGCCUAUUACCUGUGGUUAGUGUUGGGGUGAACCAGGUGGGGAGGCUGAAUCUGGGACGCCAAGUAGGCUCUUUGCAAUACUUUACUGUGUGUGGCCUGCAGGAGGGGUAUAGACCUUUUGCCAUCAACAUGGCCAGAGACCCAGCUCUGUGGAUGAGUUGGAAACAGCCUCAGUUUACCUCCAUACUACCUGAUGAUCACUAUUUACAGGUUACAAGAGUCAGCGGCUCAGCGGAUUCCUUAUCCAGCCUGAGGGUCUCCCAGUGUAUGCAACCGCACCAUGGUGGAGAAAGUGAGAUGGGCUAUUAUCGCCUCAGCAUGUCUGUCGGAUGUGCUGCUGUCCUCAGAAGCCCACCAGGGGGGGUGCUUCCUGUGGCCUCCAGUGCUCUCUCUCCAAGCUCAGAAAGGAAAGAGCAGGAGGAGGUGGACUCUGACUUUGAGGUGCUGAUGAAGUCAGCCCACAGCUAUGCUGGUUCAAGAGAUGAGCUCAACCAUAAAGAUCAUAGUCACGACAAAACAUCAAGACUGAAACAGCGGUUUAUGCUGAAGAAGACCAAACCAGGCUUAGUCAGCAGUAACUCAUCUGCACGGCUCCUCGAAGACGUUGUAGUCGACAAGGAUAACUAUGAUCACCUUAUCCAGAGCUCCAGAUAUUACUACUCAGUGCGGGUUCUUCCAGGCCAGGAGCCAUUCAAUGUGUGGGUAGGCUGGGUGACCUCUGACUUUCAUCAGCAUGACAUGACAUUUAACACUGACAAUGUCCACACUGUGACUGUCACCCUUGGAGAUGACAGUGGCAAAGUCCAGGAAAGCGUAAAGCGGUCUAACUGCUAUAUGGUUUGUGCUGGAGAGGCAACAGGGCUGUCUCAGAGUCGGAGAAGCACAGGAUUGGAAAUUGGCUGUUUGAUUGACACAACCACUGGUCUGCUUACAUUUACCUCCAGUGGAGUGGAGAUGGCCACUUUCUACCAAGUGGAGGCAAGUACAAAGCUCUUUCCUGCUGUUUUUGUCAAACCCACCACCAAAAACAUGUUUCAGUUUGAACUGGGACGCAUCAAGAAUGUGAUGCCACUGUCCUCAGGUUUGCUUCGGAGCCAGUCAAGGAAUGUCACUCCUCAGUGUCCUCCUAGGGUUCAGGUCCAGUGGCUGAGGCCUGCUUCAUGGACUAGAAUACCAGACAGAGCACUGAAAGUGUUGGUUGAUCGACCAGAUGAAUGUCACGGCUGGAGAAUUCAAUGCCGUGAGCCCUUACAAGCCAUGAUCCUUCACAUUCCUGAUGAAAACAGGUGUGUUGACAUUUUGGAACUGUCGGAGCUUGAUGACCUCUUGACCUUUCACAACAAUACCCUCCUGCUCUACUGCUCUUUAUGUGCUCUUGGCAACACCAGAGUUUGCCAUGCCCUCUGCAGUCAUGUGGACCAGUCGCAGAUUCUUUAUGCUAUUCAGGAUCCCUACCUCCCUGGCCUGCUCCGGUCUGCAUUUUAUCAGCUGCUUUUUCAGGUUUUCCUCAGCAGCUACACCACAGCCUGUCUUAUGAUGAACCAUGAAUACAUAGUUCCUAUGACUGACCAAACCAGAGAAAUCACCCUUUAUCCCAGUCCUAUUAAUGGUGGGGAUAGACAACCUCCAGAGGGAAUACCAAGUGCUAGUUGUAGCACAUCCCUUAAACCUCAGAUGCAUUUUUCAACUCCUUGCUUUAUCAGAAGCGAUUGCAUAGAAGGAGCUAGUGCACUGGAAAUAGCCUGCAAAGACAGCCCAGAAAUCUCUCUGGACGUUUUAAAGAAUCUUACCGUGGAGAUGCUGACUGCUGCAGUUUGGGCUGUGGGUCAGGAUGUAAGGGAUCCUGCAGGAGGCAAAAUCGAACUUUUGCUUGUUCCUUUAUUAAGACUUUUCUACAGCCUCUUGGUUAUGGGGGUGUGUAGAGAUGAAGACUUAGGGAAGAUUCUUAGACUCAUGGAGCAUUGUGCAUUUGCAAGGCCUGGAACACCCAUAGAGAAGUUGGAAGAAGAAACUGGUGAUGAUGAAGAAGAGCAGAAAGGAGUGAUCACUGAAGAAAGUUACACUGUUAAACAAGGACUUCUUCAAAUGAAGCUUCCAGAAGCUGUCAAACUUGAGCUCUGCCACUUGCUAUCCUACCUGUGUGACUGCCAGGUUCGCCACAGGGUAGAAGCUGUGAUUGCUUUCUCCGACAGCUUUGUUGGCCAGCUGCAGGAGAACCAGCGGUUUCGCUACAACCAGGUCAUGCAGGCGCUCAACAUGUCUGCUGCCCUCACUGCUCGCAAGACAAAGGAGUUCCGGUUACCGCCACAGGAGCAGAUCAAUAUGCUGCUGACCUUCAGAGAAGAUGCGCAGCAGGAGAACUCUCCGUGUCCAGUGGAAAUCCAGGAGCUUCUUCAAGACUUCCAUCACCUCCUCGAGACACACUGUGGCAUUGAUUUGGCCAGCACCUCAGAGGAUGAAGAGGAUGCAGAGAUGUCUAUAAAAGAACAACUUCUCUGUCUUGUGGCGAGAGUCUUUGGCCGUAAUAAGUCAUCAAUGGAUAUAGACGGGUGUUCUUCACAUAGCCCUAAGUCCCUCAAAAAGAUGAUCUCUGAAACAAUGGUGCGCUGGGCUCAAGAAAGUGAGAUUGAGGACCCUGAACUAGUCAGUGCUAUCUUCUCAUUGCUGCACCGCCAGUAUCAGGGCCUCAGGGGCCUAAUGGAAAGACCCUUAUUCAAAGCUUAUACCAUCAAGCAGUCGUCACUGGUGGACACCAUGGCACUCUUGUCCUCCUUGGGCCAAAUCCGCUCCCUCCUCAGUGUUCGCAUGGGGAAAGAGGAAGAGAGGUUGAUGAUCACACGACUAGGAGAUAUCAUGAAUAAUAAAGUUUUCUACCAACAUCCAAACCUAAUAAGGGCAUUGUCGAUGCAUGAGACUGUGAUGGAGGUGAUGGUCAAUGUUCUUGGAGAAGGGCAAAUAAAGGAGAUUACCUUCCCUAAGAUGGUUGCCAGCUGCUGUCGAUUCCUGUGCUAUUUUUGCCGUAUCAGCCGACACAAUCAGGGAGCCUUGUUUGACCACCUCAGCUACUUAUUGGAAAACAGCAGUGUCGGGCUAGCUUCACCGUCCAUGCGUGGAUCCACUCCUCUGGAUGUGGCUGCAGCUUCAGUUAUGGAUAAUAAUGAAUUGGCCUUAGCACUGAGGGAAUCAGACCUGGAGAAGGUGGUUCAGUGCCUUGCUGGCUGUGGUCUCCAGAGCUGUCCAAUGCUAGUGGCAAAAGGUUAUUGCGAUAUAGGGUGGAACCCUGUGGAGGGCGAGCGUUAUCUGGAUUUUCUACGUUUUGUUGUCUUCUGCAAUGGCGAGAGUGUCGAGGAGAAUGCUUAUGUGGUGUUGAGGCUGUUGAUUCGUCGACCUGAGUGUUUUGGCCCUGCACUGCGAGGUGAUGGGGGAAAUGGUCUCUUAGCAGCCAUGGAAGAAGCCAUCAAGAUCUCUGAAGACCCUUCUAUGGAUGGUCCUUGUACCAAUUAUCAUUCCAACAGAGCGCUAGAUGUUGUCCAAGACGGCGAUGAUGAUGUCAUUCACAUGGGGCACGCCAUUAUGACCUUCUACUCAGCUCUUAUUGACUUGCUCGGUCGCUGUGCUCCGGAGAUGCAUUUAAUUCAAGGAGGCAAAGGAGAGGCAAUCCGUAUCAGGGCCAUUCUGAGGUCUCUCAUCCCUAUUCGGGAUCUUCAGGGAGUCAUCAGCAUCUCCUUUCAAAUCCCUUCAGUCUCUAAAGAUGGUGCAUUGGUUGAGCCUGACCUAUCUACAGUGUUCUGCCCAGACCACAAAGCAGCCAUGGUGCUGUUCCUGGAUCGGGUUUAUGGCAUUGAGAGUCAGAGUUUUCUUCUCCACCUUCUAGAAGUUGGCUUUCUGCCUGACCUUCAGGCAGCUGUCUCUCUUGACACUGCCGACCUAGGAUCCACUGACAUGGCUCUGGCCCUCAAUAGAUACUUGUGUACUGCUGUUCUUCCCCUUCUCACCAAAUAUUCAGUUCUUUUCCAUGAUUUAGAGGACCACAUCUGGCUGGUUGAUUCUCUCAUUCAGGCAGUCUACCGCCUCUCGAGGGCUCUUAGCUUGACCAAGGCUCAGAGAGACACUACAGAAGACUGUCUGUUGGCUUUGUGCAGUAAACUCCAGCCACCUAUGAUGCAGCCUCUCCUUCGUCGGCUUGUCUUUGAUGUCCUUCAUCUGACAGACCACAGCAAAAUGCCUCUAAAGCUCUUGACCAGUCACUAUGAGCAAAGGUGGAAGUACUACUCCCAGUCUGGCAGGCAGGGUGAGCAGGGUUGUGCAUCUGAAGAAGAACUCUACCUGUCUACAAAGUUGUUCUGGGGGGUGUUCAAGGCCUUAGCCAAGAAGCCCCAGAUACUUCAGUUAUCGAGUCUAUGUGUGCAGUGCAUCUCUGCAGUGGCCAUGGCCCUGCCUCCUGAUCAUAUGGAACAAAACUGCUCGUCGCACAUUGAGAAAAUAACCUCCAUCGAUACAGACGGACACUUUGACCCCCAGCCUGUAGAUACAUCCAAUGUAUCAGUGCCAGAGGGGCUGGAGUUUGUUGUGAACAAGUAUGCCGAGCAUACUCAUGAAAAGUGGUCACUGGAAAAGUUUGUCAGUGGCUGGGUUCAUGGAGAGCACCUAUGUGAGAACACCAAAGUUCACCCUCGCCUCAAGCCGUACAGGGCUCUUGCUGAAAAGGAGAAGGAGGCAUACCGCUGGGCCAUCAAAGAGACAAUAAAGACUAUGCUUGCAUUUGGCUGGAACAUAGAAAGGACCAAAGAAGGAGAUGCGUUUAGCAUGCAUCCAUGUACACACAGGGUCUCUCAGUCUGGACAGCUGUCAUUUGAAGGCGCAUCAACCUUCAGCCCCAAACCUGUGGACAUGAGCUGCAUCACCUUAUCAUGGGACCAAUGUGCCAUGGCUGAACAGCUGGCUGAAAACUACCACAAUGCCUGUGCUAAGAUGAAGAAAUUAGAACUUGAGAGUAAAGGAGGAGGUAGCCAUUCGCUGCUUGUACCUUAUGAUACCUUGAGUGCCAAAGAGAAGGCUAAAUUCAGAGAAAGAGCUCAGGAUGUCCUCAGGUUCCUUCAGCUCAAUGGCUACACUGUGUGGAGAGAUCGGAAGUCAGUGGAAAUGGACUUUCCAGCCAUAGCCAACUGCUUUGCAUACACGCUGCUUCAGCGGCUCCUGUCUCACACUGAGGAGGCCCAAGAGAACCUUUUAAAGCUUGAGGUGAUGCAAGCCAGAGGACAGAUGUCUAAGGGAGAGAGGGCUCCACACGAGCAACCAGUCAUUUUUCUUCACAAGGUUAUCCUUCCUCUUUUGGAACAGUAUAUUAAAAGCCACCAUCUAUAUUUCCUGUCUGCUUCCUCAAGUGAUAAUAGAAGCCAUGCCUCGAGAAAGGAAAAGGAGAUGAUUGCAUGCCUCUUUUGUAAGCUUGCAGCUCUUGUAAGACACAGGAUCUCAGUCUUCGGAAGAGAAGCCUCGUCAGUUGCAAGCUCCCUCCACGUUUUGGCUCAGGCUCUUGAUGCCAGGACUUUAAUGAAGUCAGCACCAGAGUCUAUUCAGACAUCUCUGCAUUCCUUUUUUAAGGCAGCGGCGUCUGACUUAGAGAUGACUGUGGAAACUCUUUCUGAGAGCUUAGUUUCGCUGCCUCAGAGUAGGAGUCAGCUGGCAAGAGGAGUAGCCAAGGUUCUCAACUACACAACCUCCAUCCUUCUCCCUACACUCACUUCUCUCUUCCUUCAUCUUGGAAACCAGAACCAUGGAGUAGAUCUCCUGGCUGGUGGUAUACAGGUAUCCUGCUACAGGAUCUUAAACAGCCUCUACGCUCUUGGAAUCAGUAGCAGCAUCUACAUGGAGGGUCAUAGGUCAGCAGCAGGUGCUUGUCUGGCAGCCUUGACAGGAGCUUUACCCGUGUGUUUCCUGGAGCCAGAUCUAAACCAAAACAACCCUUACUCCAUCUACAAUAUGAUGACUGCUACUCAGAUAAAAGACCAGGGAUUGCCAGAUCAGGUGGAGGACAUGUGUCCCCUCCUACCUUCUCUGGGACAGGCGCUGAGGGAAGUGGAGGAGCUGGCAGGUGCUGGAGCUCACCAGGCCCACUACAUCCAUGUUGCAGAGGUUACUUUGCCCAUGCUGUGCAGUUACAUUUCCCACUGGUGGAACUUGGGUCCUGAGGGCCAGCCAGAAAGGCCAGUGUGUACCUCUGUCGUUCCUAAGCAUGCUAGUGACCUACUUGGCAACAUCCUGCGUAUCAUCCACAAUCAUGUGGGUGCUAGCCAGGGUGACUGGAUGAAACAGCUGGCAGUUUUUUCUCAGCCAGUCAUAUGUAAAGCCCAUCCUGAGCUGUUAAAGAGCCACUUCCUGCCACUGAUGGAGAAACUGAGAAAGAGGACAGAAUGUGUGUUGGUAGAGGAGGAGCAGAUGAAAGCAGAAGGCGGGGAUACCUCUGAUGCGGAGUUGCAGAUACAAGAAAAGUUUGCUAUGCUGGUCCGAGACCUCUACGCCUUCUUUCCCCUCCUCAUCCCAUUUGUGGAUUCUCAUCGAGCCAGGUGGCUGAAAGACCUGAACCCUGAGGCUGAGCAGCUGUUCAGCAUGGUGGCAGAGGUCUUUAUAUUCUGGGCCAAAUCCCAUAAUUUCAAAUGGGAGGAACAGAAUUAUGUUGUUCAAAAUGAAAUCAACAACUUGUCUUUCUUGACCAAUAAUGACAAAACAUUCAAGCUUGACAAUGAGAAGAGGAAGAUGAGGAGGAAGAGGGGUUGUUAUUCCAUCAACACCUCUCUCAUUGUGGCUUUAAUGAAGAGGCUGACCCCUGUGGGACUCAGGGUUUGUUUUCCAAGCGAUCACAGUCUCAUCAUCGUGGCUAAGAAUGCCUUCUCUCAGGGAUCAGACAGUUUAAGACAGAAGAUUCUUACAGAGCUCCCACACCAACCCGGGACCAUCAGUGGUGCAGAAAAGACUGUUGACAGGAUUAUGGAAAUAGCUCGAGUCCUUUAUUAUCUUGACCAGGUGGAACACCCACUGAGAAACAAAAAACCUGCCAGACACACAGUUUUAUCAAAACAGAGGAAACGUGCAGUGGUGGCCUGCCUGAGAAUGACUCCACUCUAUAACCUACCCAGGCAUCGAGCUGUUAACCUGUUUCUUCAAGCCUACAAUAAAUCCUGGAUAUCUGCUGAGGAGUACAGCUUUGAAGAGACACUUGUGGAGAAUUUAGCUAAGAGGGGAGUAAUGGAACUGUAUGUAGGUGGAAGAGGGGAAGAAAAGGAUGUGAAGGAAGGUGCCAAACCAAUCGAUCCUCUCCUACAACUCAUUACACUCUUCAGUCGAAGCGCCCUGACAGAAAGCAGUAAGGAUGGAAUUGACAGUCUCUAUAAGUCCUACGCUGCUAUUAUGGCCAAGAGUUGUAGCAGAGAGGGCGAAGAGAAAGAGCAGGAGGUGGAAAGCUUUGAAGAGAAGGAGAUGGAGAAACAGAAGUUGCUGUACCAGCAAGCCAGGUUACAUUGUCGUGGCGCUUCUGAGAUGGUCCUGCAAACUAUCAGCGCCAGCAAAGGUGCCAUAGGCUCCAUAAUUGCCCCUACGCUGAAGUUAGGCAUUGCUAUUCUCAAUGGAGGAAAUGCCACUGUUCAGCAGAAAAUGCUGGAUUAUCUAAAAGAGAAGCGAGAUGUGGGCUUCUUUCGGAGCAUGGCUGGGCUUAUGCAGUCAUGCAGUGUUUUGGAUCUGAAUGCCUUUGAGAGGCAGAACAAAGCAGAGGGAUUAGGCAUGGCCACGGACGAGAGCUCAGGAGAAAAGGUGAUGCCUGACAAAGACCUAACCUGUGACCUGUUCCGUUUCCUUCAGCUGCUCUGUGAAGGACACAACUCAGAUUUCCAGAAUUACUUGAGAACACAAACAGGCAACAACACCACUGUCAACAUCAUUAUAUCCACUGUAGACUAUUUACUAAGGAUACAGGAGUCCAUCAGUGACUUCUACUGGUACUACUCAGGUAAGGAUGCGAUUGAUGCACAAGGUCAGCACAACUUCUCCAAGGCCAUCGAAGUGGCCAAACAGGUCUUCAACACUCUCACUGAGUACAUACAGGGUCCGUGUACUGGGAACCAACAGAGUCUAGCUCAUAGUCGUCUUUGGGACGCUGUUGUGGGAUUCCUCCAUGUCUUUGCGCACCUGCAGAUGAAGCUCUCUCAGGAUUCAAGGCAAAUAGAGCUUCUAAAGGAGCUCAUGGAUUUACAGAAAGAUAUGGUUGUGUUUUUGCUUUCCAUGUUAGAAGGUAAUGUUGUCAAUGGAACUACUGGAAAGCAAAUGGUGGAUAUGUUGGUGGAAUCGUCAGGCAAUGUGGAAAUGAUUCUCAAGUUUUUUGACAUGUUCCUCAAACUUAAAGACCUCACCUCCUCAGAAGCCUUCAGAGAACAUGAUCCUGAUCGUCAGGGAAGCAUAUCCAGGAAGAACUUCCAGAAAGCCAUGGAAAACUGCAAGCAUCUCUCGCAGGCUGAGAUCCACUUCUUGCUUUCGUGCAUGGAGACUAAUGAUGGUGAAAUUGUGAACUAUGAGGCCUUUGUGGAUCGCUUCCAUGAGCCAGCAAAAGACAUUGGCUUCAGCAUCACCGUUCUCCUUACCAAUUUGUCAGAACACAUGCCCAACGAUUCAAGACUAAAGACAUUCUUGGAACUGGCAGAAAGUGUCUUGACUUACUUUCAGCCCUAUCUAGGACGCAUAGAGAUCCUCGGCAGUGGGAAGCGCUUCGAACGCGUCUACUUUGAGAUCAGUGAAUAUAGCCGCACAAAGUGGGAGAAGCCACAGGUUAAAGAGUCGAAGAGGCAGUUCAUUUUUGAUGUUGUCAACGAGGGUGCAGAGAGAGAGAAAAUGGAAAUGUUUGUCAAUUUCUGUGAGGACACCAUUUUUGAGAUGCAGCUUGCAGCUCAGAUAUCUGGCUCUAACACCGGAGAAAGAAAUACUGGGAAACAAGUCGAGGAUAAACGACGCCUGGGCGAUCAGGGAAUGUUUUUCAUGAUUCAUUGGUGGCUAUUUCUCUCAACUCUACUUUCUCUGACAAACCUAAAGACACUGAUGAAGAUGACCCUGAAGGAUAUCCUCAUGUUGGCUGCUCUAUUCGUCCGAUUUAUUUGUAUGGCUCAGGUACGGUGCAUUUAUGUUUUAUUCCGCAGCAUCUUAUACGUGCUGUACAUUACUUUUGUGAGUGGUGGGCUCAUAGAGGGAGCCAAAAGGAUUAGGAUAUCUGACUUGCUUGGCGGUAUCCUUGAACCAACUCUUGAUGAGGUCACGGAGGUGCCAAGUGGUGUGGAUCAGCCGAGGAGGUACUCUGCCAGUUUUUCGUCCCACAGAGAAUUGAGGGAGAUUGGGCAGAUGGGAGCUGUGACCUCCCCCAGAGAGGUGGAUGCACUGUCAGGCAUUUUUGGCCUCAAACUAAAGAAAGAGGAAGGUCGAUACAAACUUGUAGCACAAGACCUCACUGCCAGUCUGGAUGACCUGUUCAGCACAAGUUCCAGGACCAGUGCUUCCUCUGAUAUUGAGAAGCAUCAGAUAACGCAGCAAAUUAAGGAUCACACAACCACAGAGGAUAAAAAUGAAGACAAAAAAAUGAACACAGAAGAGAAGUCUGAGAAGAAAAUUGGAAAUGAGAAAGCAAAGGCAAGAGGGAGAGCCAAGAGAUUCUCAAAUAAGUUAAAAGAACCACAGAGCCAACAAUCUGCCCUUUGGGAGACAAUUGGCACUCAUAACAAGAGCCUGCUGAACUAUUUUGCAAGGAACUUUUAUAAUCUGCGCUUGCUGGCUCUUUUUGUCACCUUUGCAAUCAAUUUCGUCCUUCUGUUCUACAAGGUAACACAGUUUCCUACCCUGAAAGUAGAGGAAGGAAUGACCACAUCUGUUUACGGUGAAGAACUGAACUCUGAUGCUGACAACAACAGCGAGGGCAGAGUGUAUUUUGUACUUGAAGAAAACAGUGGAUACAUGGAGCCCUCUCUCAAUUUCCUGACUGUAGCUCACACAAUCAUCUCCUUCUGUUGUAUUAUUGGUUAUUACUGCCUCAAGGUACCAUUAGUAAUCUUCAAACGUGAGAAGGAAGUGGCACGAAGGCUGGAGUUUGAUGGACUCUAUGUGACAAAGCAGCCUCCUGAGGAAGACAUCAAAGGCCAAUGGGACCGACUGGCAAUUAACACCCCAUCAUUUCCAAGCAAUUACUGGGAUAAAUUUGUGAAGAGAAAGGUGAUGGAUAAGUACGGUGACUUUUAUGGCUGCGAGAAGAUAAGUGAACUCCUAGGUCUGGACAAGGCUGCUUUAGACCUUAAUUCUGAAACAAAAACAAAGAAGAGGCUCAAGAGAGACACUGCCUGGAGUGCUCUAUGCAACUCCAUUGACAUGAAGUAUCAGGUCUGGAAACUAGGUGUAGUUUUCACUGACAAUUCCUUCUUGUACUUGGCAUGGUACAUGACCAUGUCGUUUCUGGGACAUUAUAACAACUUCUUCUUUGCUGCCCACCUUUUGGAUAUCGCUAUGGGUUUCAAGACACUUCGUACCAUCCUCUCCUCUGUCACACAUAAUGGCAAACAGUUGAUCCUUACCGUGGGCCUCUUGGCUGUUGUGGUGUACCUCUACACCGUUGUAGCCUUCAACUUCUUCAGAAAGUUCUACAACAAAAGUGAUGACAAGGACAUCCAAGACAUGAAGUGCAAUGACAUGCUUACUUGUUACAUGUUCCACAUGUAUGUGGGAGUGCGUGCAGGCGGUGGAAUUGGCGAUGAGAUCGAGGAUCCUGCUGGAGAUGACUUUGAGGUGGAACGGAUUGUCUUUGAUAUUACGUUUUUCUUCUUUGUCAUUGUCAUCCUCCUGGCCAUUAUCCAGGGCUUGAUAAUUGAUGCCUUUGGGGAGCUUCGUGACCAACAGGAACAGGUGAAGGAGGAUAUGGAGACCAAAUGUUUUAUAUGUGGAAUGGGAAGUGAAUACUUUGAUACGGUUCCUCAUGGCUUUGAGACUCACACGCUUCAGGAGCACAACCUGGCCAACUAUCUAUUUUUUCUGAUGUACCUUAUUAACAAGGAUGAGACAGAACACACGGGGCAGGAAUCUUAUGUGUGGAAAAUGUACCAGGAGCGUUGCUGGGAAUUCUUUCCUGUGGGAGACUGUUUCCGUAAGCAAUAUGAGGAUCAACUGGUAUGAAAUAACCUGAGAGGUCUAAAGCCUCCCUAGUGUCACAAGACAAAAUCUGUCUCGAUUUAUGCCUUUGGAGUUGCUAAUUUGCUUUCAGUUCUGUGUGUGUUUCUAUAGUAUUAAUUUUAGAUUUUGGCAUUUUUUUUUCUCUCACAAUCAAGUAUUUCAAAAUUACUAAAUUAAUUGGAACCAAAAGAUUAAGAACCACUUGUUUAUGUUCUCCUACAACAUUAGUGUGUGAUGCAUGUAUUGGCAGUCCUGUGGGAGGAAGCUAUUCAUUUGAGUGGUUUGUUAAGACUGCAGCAGCAUCUGUAGUAAUGUGGCUUUUUCUGUUUCAUAAAUCAUUAUCUGUCACAGUCAAAGCUGGCAGUCGAAAUUCAGUUUGAGGCAUUUUUUUCUUGCUGGAUGUGUGUCAUGUUUUCUAAAUAAAUUGAUUUGUUUUUCUAAUCAGAGCUUCCCAUUCCUUCCUCCUGUGACAUCCAUAUAAACACUCUCCCUCUGGCAUUUGCUCUUUUUACUCUCCUCUGUUUCUUGUGGCUCUCUUGUCUUGUCUGUUGUGCUCAUCUCUCCAGGAUCCUUACCCUUCGGUCUUUGCUGUUCCCCCCCUCCCGCGUUCCUUCUGCUCCCCUGCAAUUCCUCGUAUCGAGCUCUUUCCCACCAUCAUUGUCAGCUGUGGUGUAGCACGCUAGCAGAUCUCUCGCCAUUCAGGUCAAAACAAUGUUUCUGACACCCGUCUCUGAUGGCCGAAAAGUCCUGAGAGAGUUCGUGGGUAUAACUCAAUGACUAAAAGAGUGUGCUGAGUUUUGUUAAACUGUUAAAUCAUGCUGAGGUUAACAACAGGAUGACAGGAGUUGGAGUGCCACCUACAGAUAUUGUCCUCAUUAUGCAAAGGUCACACUGAGUCGAACAGAUGUACUGCUGAUAUGGAUUCAAGUUGUUUUUGAGUCAUGACCAUGGCACAGUAUUGUUAAAGUAUUGUGAAAAACUUGGGGAAACUUGUGCUGUUUGUGUCAAAAAAAUAGUAGCAAGUACUCAAUAUUUAUUUAUUUAUAAUUUAAUUCACUAAUUAGUUUUAAUUUGUUUAAAAAAAAAAACAGUUGCAAAUGGUUUCUUUUCUAAACACAUAUACAUUUUUCUGUCUCGAAGCACUUUUAACCUAACAUUUACACACUCAGGCCCCAAUGCGUUGAGGACAACUUAAGGUUCAGUAGCUUGCUCAAUGAUACUUCAACAUGUAACUUGGAAGAGCCAGGGAUUAAAGCAAAGGGAUAAAUGUGAGAGGAAAAAAGAAAGUUCAACAUGCAACAACUGUGACAGAAUUUCCAUGUAACUGUAGAUGUAUAUAAAUGACUCAAGUGUGAGUUGUAGUCUGGCCAUUCUUAGUUUUAUGGGUCUUUUUCACAGCACAACCUUUACGUGCACAACGCAAAUAUCCCAGUGCUCCCCAAUUCUGUGUCAUGCUAUAUUUUCAUGCUUUUUUUAUAGCCAUGGUUACUGCUGACCAUGCAGUUGUAAUAUUCUGGAUAUGAUUAACUUCUCAACAAAUUGCAAAUGUCAUUGGUUUGUACAGAGCACCCAACCGAUGGUACCAGAACUUGUCACUUUCUUUCUGUACCUCACAAAUUACAGUAAUCUGUGAAUUGUGAUGGAUUGGGAGCUGUUAUGUCUGUUAUUGUUCUGAUGAUUACUUUGUAACAGAUUCUAUGGACCGCCAUUCAACAUCAAACCGCGACUGCCGAUAUAACAUUGAUGUAUUAAACAAUGCUUACUGCUUACAAGAGUCUGUUUAAACCUGUAAUUUGGUGCUUCUCGACGCCGUGUUGUAAUGUUUGACAAAUAAAUGAUAGAAACAGAA
Molecule: messenger RNA, 14753 nt
Organism: Neolamprologus brichardi
Lineage: Eukaryota; Metazoa; Chordata; Actinopteri; Cichliformes; Cichlidae
Source: RefSeq, a predicted model, not a curated record